Somion occarium is the source of this 4828-nucleotide messenger RNA. NCBI's taxonomy places the organism in Eukaryota, Fungi, Basidiomycota, Agaricomycetes, Polyporales, Cerrenaceae. The record is from the annotation of a GenBank genome assembly.
CACGUAUACUAUACGAUCCGAGCCCUAGAGUGAAGUAAGUACCUCGAGAUCAACAUCAUGCAGAAGAGAUACCGAAUCAAAUUGAAAUCUGAAGUGUUUGACUUUUAUGGAGGGUGGAGGAUCUAAUCUAAUCUUGACAAAUUCUCUACACGUGUAGCGCUGGCUGCUUCGAAGGACUCCUGUUGCCCACCGCGUUGAUCAGCCUUCAGCAACUCCCUCAUGUUCGACCACAUAUACUCUCAAAACAAUGUCACCUCGUUAUUCAGAGCUGGCAAACUGGGAUGGAAAUAUACAGUCUUCGCCGCGUAAAAAUACCCUUCAGGCUGCACAACAUGCUCAAGCCAAUCGUUCGCCUGCCACAACCAGCCUGCAACAAACAACGUCUCAUCCUCAAUCGUCCGACGCGUUUCCAAACCGCAUGACACGAGUCAGAUCCUCAGAUGACAGUGCAGCUGAUGAAGCUUGCGUGGACAACAUGCUGUUGCCUUCGAGUCCUGUGGAGGAAUCCUCACCAUCGCCGGAUAUGACACCAAAGGGUAAUGACCCGAUUGUGGGCGACAAGCUCAAGGUUGUAGAAUCUGCAAAGGGUACCGAUAGACAGCAUGAUAACAAAUGGAAUACUGCGUCACCCUUUGUCGACAGGUCUACUGCUGUAGUCUCACGCUAUACCACUACGCAAGAUGUUCAUACCCCGCAUGCUCGGUUUGUCAAUGCUCAUGAUCCCCGCACGAUGCUCGCACCACUUUUCAAUCAAACUACGUUACUGCCGUCUUCGAGUAAAGCUCUCGCCAAAUCGGCCGAUCAAACUCCUUGCUUCACUGUCGCUGCGGCAAGCAGUUCCUCGAGCAGUCACGUUCCACCUACGACCGACAACGACGCAUCUCGGAUAACUGAAUCUGCUGUGACGCUUUCCACAUCUUACGAUACAUCAUCUCUGGAUCCUCUACCUCUCUAUCCGGACGCGCAGUCUGACCUUAUGCUUGCUGCUAACACCCUUCUUGACAAAGAAUUUGGUUCCAUUCUCGAUGACGCCUUCGAUGCAGCUCAGUCAUCAUCCCCAGCUUCUUUGGCAUAUCCUGAAUCCAUCCCGGAGGACCGGUUGAUGGACAAAAAUGCAAUGUUGCGUUCGAAUGGCACCGAUGCAGUGCGCCAGACAACGACUAUUGUUUCCGUAUCGCGAGAUGACUUGACGUCUGUGAAUGCGAACGGGUUCAACAUCGAGGUAUCGCCUUCUUCCAAGGAAAUGUUAUCUGCCUCUUCAGUGACAUCUCCGGAGUUCUCACAAACCCUUCCCGAGUUACGGCAAUUACAUCAUGUGUCGAGUGGACAUAGGCCAGCACGGGAGAGUACUCCUUUCGUCCUAUUGACUUCAAGUACUCCUCAGUUCUCGGAGCGCGUACAUCUGUUUCCGCUUCACCCCGGUAUUGAAUCCCCUGCCCUACAGAAUGCUCUUGCGCCUGUUGCAGAACAGCUCUUAUUACCAUCCCCAGCUAAGCCGAGAUCAGUCGAUAAAACUUCGUUUACUGUUCCAUGGAGUGAAAAGAAACCUCUGCCGCGGCCUCCACUAGCGGAGCGAAUUCAGAGCAAUGAUUCAGAUCCUAGCUCUAUCGGGACUACCUCCACUGCACAGGCUACCCGUGGCUCAAGUGUCGUUCCGCUAGAAACACCUACUCUUGAAAUUUCAGAGGCGUUAAUCUCGCCUACAGGCGAGGUACCGGAAACCCCACAGCUUCUUCAGCAGACGGGUGCAGAAGUUUAUGAAUUAUCUCCCGAAAUACCUCUGGCGACUCUACCUUUGGCUUCAUGUUAUACUGAAGAUCAUAACGACACUUUCGAUGUAUCUCGCAAGCCCAGACAAGUCGAUGAUAUCGCUCUUUAUAGAGCGUUUGUUGUGAUCCCGAGUCCGCCUGCAGACUUCGUACGAGAGGAGUACACAUCCAACACAUCAAAGCUGGAUGAAAUAGCCAGAGAUGAGGCACUCUUGGCUUCGCCGAAGAAGCAGCGUCUCAUCUCAUCAACGCCGGCGCCAAAGCGCAAGCGGCCCGCCUUUUCACCCUCUCCACAAUCUCGAAAAAGGGUCCGACCACAGCCCCUUGAGGAGGAGGGAGUGCACGAGCUUCCACGAUUCGCGGAAGGAUUCGUUACUGAAUGUUAUGAAGGUUUCUACGGUCAUGACCCACUGGACGAUAUCCUUGCAGCGGAAGUAGUUGGACUUGCGGAUGAACCGUUGUAUCCCGAACCAGACGAGUUGGAGAUUCGUGCUCUGCGCGUUUCGUUGAGGCAUGUUGCUGCUAAGGUCGCCGGUGGACAACUCACUGCUUCAAAAACGCCUUCACAAGCAUCAACUGUUCGACCUACUCCAGUGCCGUCAGUUCCUGUGCUCGAGUCUGUCUCGCACACCUCCAAACGCAAUGAUACCCCUCAGCCGCGGCGCCGUACUGCUCGAAAGAGGAAAGCUGCAGAGCCUCCUGCGCUGGAGAUCAAAUGGACUAGUCCCGCCCGUCCUGAAACCUUCGUAGCGUCAUCAUUCAAGGACCGUCAUAAAGCAUCUCAAGUCCGUUCUACAGCACCUUCCGCAUCACCUCCAACGGUUCAACACCGAAACCAGGUCGUCCAGCCCCCAUUAUCCCCAUCCAAGGCAUUCGUUGUGAACGAUGCUUUCAUAGCAGCCACUCGACACUAUUCGACUUCGCCUGCACCUUCUGCGACGCCUGGUAUCACCUCGGACUCCUUAAAUCCAAGUAAUAGUCUGCAAAGUUCGUCUCCACCACCUCCUGUUCGGCAGACUGGUAUCUUUGACGCACCUGCUCUGGAUCAUAGGCCCGACGAGUUCCAGAAUGGAGCUUUGGACUUGGGUAUGGACGACAUCUUGAGGGACAACGGGGUGCAUCCUCUAGAGGAUCGAGUGAAAGGACCAGAACACGCUGUAGACAACGUAUAUCAACAGACUCAGCCGACGUUGGGCAGUUAUCAAGCCUAUCUCGACAUGGUGCCAUGGGCUGAACGCCCAAUCAAAUCAGGUUAUCCGUUUAGACAAGAACCCAUCGCAGGUCCUUCUUCACAUCAAAGGUCUUUGACUUAUGAUAGUCAGAGUGAAGAACCUCAUGUCAACGACUUCUCAUCGACGACGUUUGGUGAUGGUACCAUCGACCCAUCCAUCUUAGGUGGUGGCCCGUUGAUGUCCAUCGAACGAACCCCAUCACCAGUCGCUGCUGAUCAUUUGUUAGGGAAACUUCCAUCACCAGAUGGAUCUAUACCAGGCUCACCAGGUUCCAAUCCUUCCGGGACUAGUGGACCACAGCGAGACUCUAUCCCUCCACAACCCUUGCCUGAACAGGAAACUGAAUAUUCGUUCCCCCAUUCACCCAAAGUCACCGGAAAAGGCAAGGGUAAGGGUAAAGCCAAGCCAUCCGAAGAGGUUCUUGCUGCUGCUGCUAGUCGCAGACGUAGAACGUCUAGUUUCGGAUCUCCGUCUGACGAGAAGCGCGAUCGCAGACCAAGUGCUCGUGUUCUCGAGGCACUAGCAUCCGUAGAUUAUGAGCUAACUGACGAUGAUGCCGACGGGGAGACGAUCAAUACCGAAGAACUCGGUUCUAUUGUUGGUCAUUCGGUGACGCGACGCGACGCAACUGUCAACCAAUCCAAAGCCAAACCUCGCAAGCGUGCUUCACAACUUGAACAGACAAUCGCGCCUAAUGGUGCUAUUCCAUCUGAGUAUUGUCACCAGUGUCGCAGAAAAACGCAGUACAAUAAAAUGCGCUGCUCUGCUAUCAGGGAGGAUGGAGAUAUCUGUGGACUACGUUUUUGUGAGAGAUGUAUAGAAAGACGAUACCCUCAGAUGGUCUUCGAUUCUUCCGACCUCGAGUUCACCUGCCCUAAAUGUGCGGAUUACUGCAACUGUACGGCUUGUUGCGCUAGACGGGGAGAAACCUACAUAUCCGCUCGUGACACCUUACCGAGCACCUCUAACCGAGUUAAUGUACCUCGGAAACGGACAAAAUUCCCUCGCUCCUCUUCCACUCGGCCUGCUCGCUCUGCCAAAACAUCGGAAAUUCUCGUCUCGAGGACGCCAUUGGCCAAAUUGAUUCCCACGGUACCUACGCUGGCUGUACCACCUGGCAUGUUCUGGGGUACAGUCUACAGUGUUGAUGGACAGCGAGUAGGAACCGGUAUUCUUUCUCAAGACCAACAGGUUCUCGUUGCAGGUGAACCAAGGAAGGUUUUCUACAUUGGUAAACCCCCUCCGACAUUACGGAGAAGGGGCACAGAUAUUUCAAUUUCGUCGAAUCCCUCUACCGAGUCUGUUAACCAAGGGGCGAUUCAGAAUCGACUAUAUAUUGGUCACAAGGGGUCAAUAUACGAUUCGUCUUACAAGUCCUUGGAGGAUCAUCUUUGUUCGACUCCUUCACCUUCAUCUUCGAGACACUCCAGCCCGUUGACUCCGUUGCACGAUGAGAGUAGCGAUCCUGUGGCUCUGCCUCCAGAAACCGAUCUAGGAUUCAUUAUUGCACGAGCCAUACAUUCGGUGAAAUCGUAGCGUGUGUACAGUUGAUCUGAUUAUUGUAUUCCUUGAAUAAUUGAUAUGUAGCAUAAACCUUCCUGCAUCUAGUUCAUCACUUCUUGACUUCAUGUUUUACGACACUUUGCUUUCUUGCUACACACUUAUUAUUUAGUGUUCUUACAGAAUCCCAAGUCACCGUUCAGUAGCAGCAUACUUUGGGCCAUAAUGUUGGUACUACAAUCCCUAGAAAAUUACAGUUUAGUUUUAUACGAGUCAGAAUAACGGUAUCUCGGCCCGAAAUCCGGGCCGUCCUUUUGUUGAUCUCUG